CCGAGAGACCAGUCGCCCAUGCGCUCUUAGCAACGCAUUCAAGAAGACGAGAGGGAACGACGUGAGAGAGAGAGAGAGGCGAGAUGAGAGAGAGAGAGCUAAACAGCAUCACACUCCGAGACGGCAAAACGCACAACUCUGUCGCAUCGGGCAUGAGCACUUCCAAGACGAGAGCCGACGGUGCUGCGUGACGCUUAGGGGAUAAGCGACGCUUCUUGAACGUCAUCAUUAUCAUCAUCAUCAGCAGCAGCAUCGUCAGUCGCAUCUUCAGCAGCAGCAGCAGCAGCAUCUUCUUCAGACGGCUGCGCGUAUUUUGCUCUGCGGUGAGCGAGCACAUUUUAUUCGAAUCGCUUGGAGCAGUAGUAUCUCUGUGUGUGUGCGCGCGCGCGUGCUCGAUAUCACGUUGAAUGGUGAUUGUUGGAAUUAUUAACAUUAUAUAUUUUUUGAAGUGCGAGUCGUGAUCGGAGCGAGGAGGAGGAAGUGAGAGAGAGAGGCGCUCAUAUAUCCCCACGGGAUUACGCGCGCACGCAAGCUGCGACCGCGAUGCGCUGAGCAUAGACCCUGCUCGCAAGAGAGACCCGGCGACCGACGACGCUCUUGGAGCGAUGUUCUAACGGGGCAUUCUGUCAAGGAACGUUGUAGAUGUUCCUUCGCUACACUUGCGGACGGAGAGAACGGCGGGGGCUUGUGGUGACGAGGCCGGUCUAACUUCACGCGCUUUGACAAGAACAUGGCGAGACAAUAAGGGGCGACCCGAGUUUAGAAGGCGGGCGUGUAAAUGCGAAGACGAACACCAGCAUGGAGAAAAAUAAGUAACAAGUCACAGACAACAUCGAAAACUUUCCUCGCAGCCACCCCAGCAGCAGCAGCAACCUGGUCGGGGUUCUAGGGGCACUGUCGCCGAACAGAUACCAUGCACAGGGACACGUAACUUUGCUGUGCGCAGAGCGGCUUCAAGACGGGAGGCUGGUGCUUCGCGUUUGCUAUUCUUGUGAUAAUAAAAGGAGAGGCGGUUUGUGUGUCAGUGGAGGGGGUGGGGGGCCCUGUUUUGCUGCACCUUGCGGAGGGAUGAUGCUCAGGCUCUACCCGGAGCUCGCUUGCGAGGGCCCCACGGACGAAGCUGAUUGCCCGCAGCCAGCGGAGGGGCACUCCAACGGAGGGAUGGGGGCCCCUCCGGCGUGCCACGCUCCGGGCUCCUACCAGCAACGGCUGCAAGCGUUGCGCAAGGAGAAGUCGCGCGACGCGGCGCGGUCGCGACGCGGCAAGGAGAACUUUGAGUUCUACGAGCUGGCCAAGCUGCUGCCGCUGCCAGGCGCCAUCACGAGCCAGCUGGACAAAGCCUCCAUCGUGCGCCUCUCCAUCAGCUAUCUUCGCAUGCGAGACUUCGCCGGGCUUGGCGACCCUCCCUGGCUCGACGCCUGCGAAUCCCCGCCGCCCAACACUUCGGUCAAAGCAAUUGGCCAGAGGCCUCAAAGAGCCAUCCCAUCAGCGAUAGAAGCCUUUGAGAAGCAUCUGGGAAGUCAGAUACUACAGGCACUUGAUGGAUUUGUGUUGGUUCUCAACCAAGAAGGAAGAUUCCUGUACAUCUCAGAAACCGUCUCUAUAUACCUGGGCCUUUCGCAGGUGGAACUGACGGGGAGCAGCGCGUUCGAGUAUGUCCACCCCGCCGACCACGCCGAGCUCGCCGAGCAGCUCGGCCUGCGGCUCCCCGGGGCGGCGGCGUCCCGCGGCGCGGCCCCGACGCGGCGCCGCCGGCCCGGGGCCCUCCUCGCGCUCUCCGACUCGGAGGCCCCGGCCCCAAAGGCCGCCACCGCCGGGAGGAGAGGAGGCCGGAGGAGGAGGAGGAGGGCGACGAGGGGCCGCCCCGGGAGCCGCCACCGCCGCUCGGCAAGGGAGAGGGUCAAGGCCGACUCGGCGGAGGAGGAGGAGGAGGUGGAGGAAGACGACGACGACGACGACUGCGGCGACGACGCGAGCCUCGUCGAUUCUCCGCCGCCGUCUCCGCCGGAAACUCCCGACACAGGCAAGCUUGAUUCUCCGGCCUCGCCGUCGUCCCUCGCCGCCGCCGCCGCCUCCGCCUCCGAUUGCGUCCUGGAGCGAUCCUUCUUCAUCCGAAUGAAAUCGACGCUCACCAAACGAGGCGUGCACAUCAAAUCCUCCGGCUACAAGGUCAUCCACCUGGCCGCCCGGCUGCGGCGACGCAGCAGCAGCAGCGGCGGCGGUGGUGGCGGCGGGCAGGCGCCAGCCUCCCCCGCGUCCCCGUGCCCGUCACCGCCGGUCGAGCACCCCUUGCUGGGCCUGGUGGCCGUGGCACACGCGCUGCCGCCUCCCACGCUCAGCGAGGUGCGCAUCGACUGCCACAUGUUCGUCACCAAGCUCAACCUCGAGCUGCGCGUCUCCUACUGCGAGAGCAGGAUAAGCGACUACAUGGACCAAACAGCCAGCGACAUUGUGGGCAAGAGUUGCUACCACCUGAUCCACACGGAGGAUGUGGCGGCACUGCGGCUCAGCCACUUGGAUCUGAUAAACAAGGGACAGUGCAUCACCAACUACUACCGAUGGCUGCAGAAGUGCGGUGGCUACAUCUGGGUGCAGUCCACCGCGACCAUCACCAUCAACAGCAAGAACGCGGACGAGAAGACGGUCGUGUCGGUGAAUUACGUGCUCAGCAACCUGGAGAUGAAAGGGUGCAUUUUGGAUCUUCAGCAGAUGCCCAGCCUUGCUGAACAGACCACGGAAAUAUCAACCUCUGACUCAGAGACAGAGGCAAAAGAAGAGAACAACGAGCCGUUGAGAUGCGUGGAUGGCCGCCUCGGGAUCAUCGAAAACAGCGUCAUCAUGGAGCCCAUUCGGAAAGCCACGACGAUAUCACGGACGGACCCAGGCCAUACCCACUCGAUACAGCAACAGCAGCAGCCACCUGCCCGCAUUUGCCAAAGCUCACGUGAAGACAAUAUGAAAAACGACAGCAGCUCGGACAACCUUGACGAUGACGAUGAUGAAGAUGACGACGACGACGAUGACGACGACGACGAUGAAGACUCGGACGCCCAGUCUGACAGCUCCGAUCUGUACGAGGGGCCAAAGGUCACGGAGCAACCCAGAAGGACUGUCCUGUCCCGAGGCGUCAAAACCCAGCGGCAACGGAGGCUGAGAAAUUCCGAUCGGCACACGGAGGCAAAGGCUACGGAGGGCCAAUCGAUGUCAUCGGACAGCGACCGGGACUCGAUUGAUGGCUGCGACAGGCUGGAGGUGUCAAAGAGCAGGAUGCAAACCUCCAGCCGACUCAGGAAACGACGGAAGCGAUCCCUGAGGGACAGGAGCAUCGUAGGCCCUAGGAAGUGGACGCUGGACGUCUCGCGGGCGGAUAAAGUCGAGUCGCCGCUGCCCGCCGCCGUGCACUUGGUGACGCCGUCGCUGGACUUCGAAAGGCUGCCGAAGUUCAGGCUGGAGGUGUCCCCGCGCUCGGCCGACGGGAUCGCCCCAUCCUGGGCGUGCCUGCCCAACCGCGAGAUCCUCCGCGGCGACUCCGACUUCAGCAUGGUGGCCGAGCAGCUCAACUCGUCGAGCGUCCACUCGAGCCAGACGGCGCACAUCCUCAACGAGGACAUCCCCGAGAGCGUGCUCGCGUCGCCGGAAACCGACGAGGUCGCCGACGAGAAAGAGGAAGGGGGGCAGCAGCGGCCGCAAUCGGUCAACGACGCCUCUCCCGGCUCCCCGUCGGCGACCGGCAGCACCGCGGCGUCCCGGCACCGGCAGCCGUCGCCCCCUCUGCCCCUCUCGCCGCCCGUGGCGAGCGUCGCCUCCCUGCUGUACACGGCGGGCGAGCUGGAGCUGCUGCAGAGGCUCCAGCAGCAGGCCGGACUCGUGCUGCCGCUGGCCGCGGCCGCCGCCGCCGCGUCGGCCUCCGCGCAGCCGCGCGUCUACACGACGGGCACGAUCCGCUACGCGCCGGGCGGCGACGCGCCGGCGGCGGGAGUCGGCGGCGCCGCACAGGCUCCCGGCUCCGAUGCCGGCGCGGCCGCCGGGCCGCACGCCCUGCGGCCGGCGCCGCCGUUCAACCUCAUCGAGCUGAACAGCGCCGCGCUCCGGCUCGACCCCAAGGCGUCGGCCGACGUCAUUUACCAGCACGUGCAGAGGAUGGGCGCCGCGGCCGCCGCCGCCGCGGCCGCCGCGGCGGCCGCGGCGCAAGCGGGCGGGGUGCUGUCGGCCGACCAGCUGCCGCUCGGAGCGGCUACGACGGCGGCCGCGGCGGGCGGGGUCAUCACCACGGCGGAGGGCCUCUUCUCCGGCCUAGCGUUCCCAGUUUACACCAUCAGCCUGCAGCCGGCGCAGGCCGAGCGCAAAGACGAAUGAUGAUGCGGUGCGAGCGUGGAUGGCGGCGUCCGUGCGGCGCGCGUGCGGUGUGUGCGUGCGCGUGUGUGUGUGGGUAUGUGUGUAAAAGGCAAAGAUCGGUGAUAUCAGAAGCUGUCCGGGACCUCCCGUUACGUUCGACUCGGCCUUUAAUGAGUAGCCGGCGCAGUGUGUAAAACGUCGGCGCCAGGGAGACAAAGGUGGCCGCCCCCUUGCACACCGUGCUCGCACUUUCCCCAACUGUGUUAAAGGCCGCACAGGGGAUCUUUGUCUUUGUGCGCCUGUGCCUGCGUGUGUGCGCACGCGUGUGUAUUAGCGUACGUCUGCUUAGGCGUGUGCGCGUGUCUGCAUGUGUGCAUAUGUAUUCUGUUCGUCUGCGUGCAUGCGUUGCGUCCGUGCGUCCGUGCGCGAUGCAGGCGGGCGCGCCGCUGUCUCUGCGGAGAGACGCGCUGCGCCACGCGGUUCACAGACGGCCUGCGGGGAUGCACGAGGCAAGCGCGCUUCAGUUUUACCGGUGCCGAAUGCUUUUAUUUUUUUAAACAUGUUUAUGCAUUCAACCGUUCCGUCCAUAUCACGCCGUAUGUACGUGUGCCAACGCUUCACGAGGGACCACGAGGAUGGCUAGCAUGAGCCAGCAAUUACGAAAACGUGCCAAAAUGUUUUGUUUUCUAGCUUUGUCUUUUUUUAAAAUAUUGGAAACAGCGAGUGCAGUGCAAUGGGAGACACCCCCUGCGCGUAGCCAAAGUGAGUGCUACUUAUCACGUGACGAACGACCGAAGCGCUAGGACAAUAUCAGCGCCCCCCUGAAUCUGGCUCGUGUCACCAUAUAGCCCCCAAAAUAAUAAUUGCUACAAGCUAAGAUAUUAUUUGUCUGGCUAAAUUCAUUGAGGCGAGGUGUGUCGCGGUUAGCGGCCACAUUCAUCUACCGCGACGGUUUCUUUUUGGCGAGAUUUCCUUGCGAAUAACAAUUGAACUUAAACUUAUACGCGCGCAUUACAUUCGAAAUAUAUAUUUAUUUUUAAAGGUGCUAUUACCAUUGUGGGUCUAGUGCCAUGUAAAGUAUUGGUAAAAAAGAAACAGCACUUUGAUAAAUAACAAAAAACGUGUAAUUAAUAUAUAAUGAAAAAAUAGGGUGCUUGAAAGUGUUCUAAUUUAUUAGGAGAAACAAAAAACACAACCGCCAGAAAUUUCCAGUCACUCGGGGGAAUUAUUUGCAGGAUAUGGUGAGUGUGCCAAGAUAGUGUGCAUUAUUACCCUGCUACUUUAAGCUUGCUCAAAGGAAUUAAUUUAUUUGCUAAAUUGUUUUUGAGUAACGAAACACACAAGUGCACAACUGCACUUUUUUUUCAAAUCAAGCUGUUAGAUUUAGUAUAAACGGGUGUUUGCUUGAAAGUAUUUUCCGUUUCGCUAUCUCAGUUCGUUCGUUGACUUAAAAUAAUUUUGUACUGGCGAGAAUGAGUUUUGACAGAGGGGAAAACUGACUAACCAUCGUUGAAGUGCAUGUUACACAUUUUUUUUAUCAAUUGGAAAACGUCAGCAUGCAUUCAAGGAUAGUAACGCAAAAAAAAAAACUAUUCAACUUGACUGACAAUGUUGGUUGCUACAAAGCUGUAAAAAAAAGAAGGGAAAAAAACUAAAAAUAUCAAACUGUGAAACUUGUCUUACGAGAAAUGUAAGCAAGGAUUUGUGAAAAUGUACAAAUAUUGCUGUUGGUCCAUUUGCUAUAUUGCCUGUCAAAAGAAAAACUGUCGCAACUAGUGAUUUGAUGAGCUCCAGUGCUGUUGCGUAUGCUUCAUUCAAUCGGGGACCUCAAUGAGAUUGAGAGAUUCUCUCACAUUUUUGUCUUAUUUGUUCUCUAGGUAUAAAUAUCUGUCACGUGUGCCAUGAAUAUCAGUUAAACUGAGGCCAUCUAAUGCAAAUGUGCGCAGUACAGUGGAUUAAAUUAUAUUUUUUAGGAUUGUAGAUUUUCGUCUUUUCGUUUCUUGCUUGAGUUUUUUUUUAAGUAGUUAUUUCGGGCGUGGGGGAGGGUGGAUUUUUUUGUAAAGAAAAUUUAUUGUGUAAUUGUAACUUUCUAAAGCGCGUUACAAGCUGUUACAAAAAAAAAUCAGGAUAUAUCGUUAAGGCCUCUGUGUUCCUACACCAGACGGUACGUCUGAUGACGUAUAUCCACUUGAUUCAAGUGCCAGAAAUCUUAGAGUUGCAUGAUAUUUUUUUGAUCUAUGACAUUAUUAAAUAUCUCACGAUGUUCUCAACAGUCUUUUUCUACGGUUUGGUUCGAACUUCAAACGCAUCGUUCCUUUCUUGGGUUCACACACACACGAGCGAGAAGAUCCGCACGUGCCGGUCGAUGUCAUCGCACUUACAUGGCACUUGCACCUACAUUCACAACGACUGCUUUUUACCAUUUGUGGUGGAUCCUGUUGAUCGUGGUUGGGCCCAUCGUUGACCGACGAAACUUGUCUGUCUGUCUCUCUCUUUUCUUUUCUGAA
Molecule: messenger RNA, 6842 nt
Organism: Lethenteron reissneri (Far Eastern brook lamprey)
Lineage: Eukaryota; Metazoa; Chordata; Hyperoartia; Petromyzontiformes; Petromyzontidae
Product: neuronal PAS domain-containing protein 3-like
Biological process (GO): regulation of transcription by RNA polymerase II
Molecular function (GO): protein dimerization activity; RNA polymerase II transcription regulatory region sequence-specific DNA binding; DNA-binding transcription factor activity, RNA polymerase II-specific
Source: RefSeq, a predicted model, not a curated record